Messenger RNA from Mesorhabditis belari, 474 nucleotides. NCBI's taxonomy places the organism in Eukaryota, Metazoa, Nematoda, Chromadorea, Rhabditida, Rhabditidae. The record is from the annotation of a GenBank genome assembly.
AUGUUUUCAAAUACGGUACCGAUGUUGCUCAACAACAAAUGUGAACCUACUAUUCAAUGGUGCCAUUGCAGUCACUCAUGGAGCUCUGAUAUCGCCGAGCAAUGGCUAGAGAAACUCCAAUUGAGGCGGGUGUUUGGAUUGGACAACUCCGGCAACAGGCAGCUCAAAUCAUUUGACAGCAACACACCGAGCAAAUUGCUCAACCAAUUCCUCAAAUGGUUCAACAAGCAGCUCCAGCCACAAGAAGUUCAGCAGAAAAGUCCAUCAAGAUCAUCAGGUGGUUUCAUACAAAAAUUCGCCCAAUUCGUUCAGAGGAAAACAUCGAGUGAGGCAAAGUUGCCGGAUGAUUCAAAUCCGAAAGUUCGAUAUGAUCCAGUGCUCAAUCAGUGGGUUAGUGAUGGAGUGGAGGAAGAAGUGUCCCCAGCACCACCUCCAAUGAUGUCAGCAAUGGGUCCAGCUCCAGCUGAGGCCUGC